AUGAAGUCCGCAGCCGACUCUUCACGGGAUGCCUGUUCCGAGCCUGCCCACAAAAAACCGCGAAACGCCUUCACUGAGCUCAUGGCCGCCAAACCCAGCUCCUCGCCUCUCCGGACAACGCGGCAGGUUCGUACAGACGAGCCUACCAAUCUUCGUGAUCCCAGGAACGGGCUAUAUGCGUAUGUGAAGGAUCCAAAGGCCUAUCCCAAGCAAGUCGUGCGUUUCAAUGAUGACUUUGUCCUGAUCCGCGACGCUUGGCCCAAGGCGAUUGUUCAUCUACUGCUUCUGCCAAGAAAUCCCAGCAAAUACGUGCUCCAUCCCCAUGAGGCCUUGAAAGACCCAGGGUUCCUGGCGCUCUGUCGGGCUGAAGCGGAGGACUGCAGAAAGCUCGCCGCAUCUGAGCUUGCUCGGCAACUUCAGCAAUACUCUGCCUCACAGCACAAGAGAACCGAGGCCAUGCUUUCCGAAGAUCCUCCUACGCCCGACCAACUGCCACCAGGACGUGAUUACACCGCGGAUAUCAGAGUGGGCUUCCAUGCUCAUCCAUCCAUGAACCAUCUACAUCUUCACAUAAUUUCUCGAGACAUGAUGUCGCCAUCAAUGAAGCACCCUAAGCACUACAACUCGUUCAAUACAGACUUCUUCUUGCCUCUGAAUGACUUCCCCUUUGCCGAAGAUGAUGUCAGGAGGACGGUUGCCUACCAAAAUGUCAGGAUCGGCAAAGAACAAGAUCUCAUCUGCUGGCGAUGCGACAAGAACUUUGGUCGCCAGUUCAAGAAGCUAAAAGAGCAUCUUGAUGAAGAAUUUACUGAGUGGAAGAGCGAGUGA
Cyphellophora europaea CBS 101466 is the source of this 828-nucleotide messenger RNA. RefSeq lists its product as uncharacterized. Gene Ontology annotation, molecular function: DNA 5'-adenosine monophosphate hydrolase activity; mismatched DNA binding; single-strand break-containing DNA binding. The record is from RefSeq and is a predicted model, not a curated record. Lineage: Eukaryota; Fungi; Ascomycota; Eurotiomycetes; Chaetothyriales; Cyphellophoraceae. Gene Ontology annotation, cellular component: nucleus. Gene Ontology annotation, biological process: single strand break repair; double-strand break repair. The coding region runs from base 1 to 828 and encodes 275 amino acids. The transcript has a single exon.